Molecule: messenger RNA, 2141 nt
Organism: Trichobilharzia regenti
Lineage: Eukaryota; Metazoa; Platyhelminthes; Trematoda; Strigeidida; Schistosomatidae
Source: the annotation of a GenBank genome assembly
UGACUACAGUUUAAACGAAUCAGUUAGCUGGGUUAUGAAUAAGCGCUAAUUAAAAACCAGGUAAAAUCCAAACAAAUUCAUUACCGAAUACUAUAUUCUUACAGAUGAAUCGUCUGGAUGAAUUUAUAGAAGAUUGUUUGAGGGAGCAUAACACAAAAAGACUAGCUCAUGGCGUGUGUACUUUACGACAUAGUCGCGCAUUAGACAAAACAGCACAGGACUGGGCUGAAGAAUUAAUAUCUGAAGAUGGAAUAAAAAACAGCCCACUUUCUAGUCGAGGAGAGGUCGGAGAAAGUAUUAGCGUACGAACAAGCACAGGAACUCAUGUGGACAUCCAAGGCGUUGAAGUUGUAAAUCAGUGGUAUGCUGAUGUCAAGAACUAUAGUUACGAAAAUGGAAAGGGACCUGCAGGAAACUUUACACAACUAGUGUGGAGUUCUACUCGUGAAGUCGGUUUUGGCAAAGCACGCGGUCCAGGAAAGUGUGUUGUUGUUGCACACUAUCGUCCUCCAGGAAACGUUCUAGGGAGAUAUCUGGAGAACGUUUUUCGUCCCAAAGACCUGACAAAGGAAAGUGUGCACCAAUCAAAAAGUGAUGCAUCUGUUCCCAAUGCUGAUGUUCCAAAAACAGUUAUCACUGAAACAUUGAAGGAAAAUGAUGGAAAGCUGUAUAACGUUCGAAGGGAGAUUUCAGAGUCGACCGAUGAAACAGGAAAGACGAGAAGGUGUAUCAAUGAAGUGUAUACGGAUGCUCGUGAAAAUCAAGCGAUUAUGGCAUCUGGCGAUUCACAAAAGAAUCAUUUUGUUGAUCGUAGUAAACAUCGUGAAGAGUCUGUUCAUGCUGUUGUUGAACUCCAUAAUCAAUACCGCAGUCAACAUGAAUCCAACCCCCUUGUACUUGAUCCGGAUCUUUCGGAUAUGGCUCAACAGUGGGCUGAUAAUUUACUUCAACAAACACAUUUAUCAAACAGUGGAUAUAUUUAUCAAGGCUUACGAGUUGGAGAAAAUGUGGGAAGUCGUUGGUCUAAUGGAAGGAUUGAGGAUAACUGCAAAGAAUUAAUUGAACACUGGUAUCAAGAAUCAGAAAAGUUCAAAUAUGAAACCGAACCUGACAGUAUUCAGGGUAUUGGCAAUUUUACUCAGAUUGUAUGGUCAGGUUCAAAGAGUAUUGGAGUCGGUAUCGCAAGUAGAUCGUCGUUUGAAUCAGAAGACUCAAUGAAUAGAGAUUCAAAAUUAAUUAUUGUUUGUUUGUAUUAUCCUCCGGGAAAUGUGAUUGGCCAGUUUAAAAAGAAUGUCAAAAAGGGAAUUCAAUUAAAUACUGGUGCUUAGUUUUUGAAUAUUGAAUUUGAUGUUUAAUAAAUUUUCAGAAGCAAAGAAAAGCAAACAUCUAUUUAUUAUUUAUCCUUGGAAUUACGUGCAUAAAUCAUACUGAUUUCAUAAUAUUAUUAAUACUCAUUCGUCCUUUGGUUCUCCAUAUUCCUACAGUUUCUUUCUUUCUUUCCCAGUAUGCAUAUUGUCUUCCUGUACUGCUCAGAUUAUUCUCCAUUAUAAGCAGUAAAAGUAAUUCUGAAUAUUUUGCAGCUUCCAACGAAAUAAAUUAGUACAUUCAUUGGAUAUAAACUGUUUGUUGUUCUGCCCACCAAUGUCCCUGUCUAUUCAAUUUCAUCAUACAUGUACUAAUGGACUGACUACGGAGACUCAGGGAUUGACUUGUUAACAGGGAAUAAUCCCGUUGACUCAGAAUAUGAGGACGAUGUAAUCCUGCUCCUAGGUGAAGAUUCCGACAAAAUACAGCAGAGUCGUCUGAACACCUUGAGCAGUGAGCAAUGUUCGAAUGUUCGGCAUGCGAUUCGCUCCCACCGUCAAAUGUUAAAUGAUGCUACAGGACUGCACUACAUUCACUCUUAGCCUAAAGACAGGGAGUGAAGUUAAUGAGCGUGUUGACCACUUCACUUAUUCAGGGAGUUGCACCAACCACAGCGGGUUGAUCGCUGACGAAAUCUCAGCAUGGAUACAAAAAGCUCAUUUGGCAUUUACCAAUUUGCGCCAUCUCUGGCGUAGAUGUGAUAUCCGGCUAUCGACCGAAGGAAGUGAGUGCUACUCAGCAGUUCACUCAACAGUUCUUAACCCACCUGGUACCGU